Messenger RNA from Schizophyllum commune H4-8, 1509 nucleotides. RefSeq lists its product as uncharacterized. The coding region runs from base 37 to 1467 and encodes 476 amino acids. The transcript is spliced from 3 exons. The record is from RefSeq and is a predicted model, not a curated record. NCBI's taxonomy places the organism in Eukaryota, Fungi, Basidiomycota, Agaricomycetes, Agaricales, Schizophyllaceae.
CACAUACUCCGCACUCUUGGCCUACGAGCGAAGCGAAUGAUGGAUAACCCCCUGGAAAACUCGACGAGAUCGCGCUACGGUGCUUCAAUCGUCAGCCUUCCGGCUACAGGAGGUGUAGAGCAGUCCAUGCCUACGAAUGUGAGGGCCAAACAGUCUCUUUCUCCCUGCGUCAUAAACCGCUUGCCAACCGAGCUGCUGUGCACCAUCUUCAUGAUGUGCGGAGAUCCGAACGGUCUCUUCGCAUACCCGCGAGACGAGCGGAUGGACCCUACCAGCACAUCUGUCAGGACGCUCUCCUACAUCCAGGCUACCGUGAAACUCGGACGCGUGUGCUCACUCUGGUUCACCGUCACACGCGGGACUCCUCAAUUAUGGACAGUGAUCGACGUCGCGCUGCCACAGCCAUGCGACGUCGCCGCCCUGAGGCUCGGUCUCAAGCACUCGCAGGGCGUGCCGCUCGCGCUCCGCAUCAACGACUACAUGUUUACGCCCAGCCGUCUUCGGAAUACCAAAGUCUGCGUGCAGUUCAUGGAGCUUGUCGCCAGCUCCGCGCAUCGCUGGGGCGAGAUCUCUAUCAUCAUGAAGUACGAGCCCCCAACGGUCUGCGAGAUGAUGGCGCCUCUACUUGAGCUUCCGGAGGACUCCUUUGUCUCUUUGAAGCGAGCCAUGCUUCGUCUUCAUGGGGGUGCCUGGGAGGGGUCGCCGACGGUCCGACUGUGGACGAAGUUCCACGCUUCUCCGACGAUAAGGGAGGUGCAGUGGUACUGCCAGCGCUUCAGUGCGCCGCCAUCCCUUCUCCAUCGGCUCACUCAUGUCGGCGUCAACAGCAUCAUGGCUGGCGAGAUCAUGGGUUUACUUCAGGAAUGUCCCCAACUAGAAGUCCUGCGUGCCAACGUUAAGCCAGCACCGGACAAGUUUCCAGGAUUAGAUGACGGGCGCUUGUUUCCAAAGCUUCCGACUCCCGUCAUGCUUCUACAUUUGCGCACUCUCAUCCUGUCUGGCAUGUACGACUGGACCAACUUCUUUGGAGGCCUGACGGCGCCGCGCCUAGACCAAUUGCAGAUGUGUGUCGCAGGCAUACAAGCAUCCCCUCUUUGUGCGAUGCUUAGGCGCUCGUCUGCUCGACUUCGCACGCUAGCAUUCCGCUGGCUAUACCACGAAUCUAAUGACGAUAUCGCAGCUCUCCUACAAUCACCCGAGAUGGAUUACUUGACGUGCUUCUGCUAUGACCCUUACACUGAACUAGGGGAGGAGCCCGACCCUUUCGAUCCUUCAUUGUACUUACCGCCUCGGGCCAUCAUAUAUGCGAAGACGCUGAUACGCCGGGGUUUUAAAAUCGCCUUUUUAGGUGUAUUUUCCGGCGUAUAUGCGCUAUAUACUGGCUCAUUCAUACGGACCUGUAGAUACCAUUGCGGCGUCGUGACUGUACAACGGGCGCGUCGCAGGUAUUUUACUUCGGUUUUAUGAGAGAAUUAGCUGGACCUUGAACUGCACAAGAGAUAAACCAUG